This is a messenger RNA of Ilex paraguariensis (yerba mate), 1868 nucleotides long. NCBI's taxonomy places the organism in Eukaryota, Viridiplantae, Streptophyta, Magnoliopsida, Aquifoliales, Aquifoliaceae. The record is from the annotation of a GenBank genome assembly.
AUGGGAACAUUCAUUGGGACAAGUCGCAGACAAUAUAUAGCAAAGGAAACAUGCAAUAUUACCAUGGCUGAUGCACCUUUGUACAUGAGCGCACGCAUUUCCCCGAUUUCCCUGAAGUAUUAUGGAUUUUGUCUGAAAAAAGACAAAUACGUGGUGAAACUUCACUUUGCUGAAAUAACAUGGCAAGAUAGCAAAGAUCCUAGAGGCAAGGGGAAGCGAGUUUUUGAUGUUGAAAUCCAGGGUGAGAAGAAAUUGACGAAUUUCAAUAUAGCAGAAGCAGCAGGGGGUGUCAAUAAGGAUAUAACAAAGGAGUUUAAUGUUACUGUGAAUAACUCACGGCUGGAGAUUCAUUUAUAUUGGACUGGCAAAGGCUCAACAUUUGGCCCGAGUAAAUAUUAUGGUCCUCUUAUAUCCGCCAUUUCCGUAACGCCUGUUCCAAAACCUAGCAAAAGCAGAUUGCCUGCUGUGGUUAUUGCCGGGAUUGUAGGAUCUUCCUUAUUUUUCGUCACAUUUAUUUUAGUUCUUUUCUGGAAGUUGUGCGGGUUUGGUGACAAAAAACAGCACGAUAAAGGAGUUUACGACUUCCAUGAAAUAAAAGCUGCCACACAAAAUUUCAGCAAUGCAAACAAGCUAGGUGCAGGAGGUUUUGGAACUGUCUAUAAGGGUGUACUUUCCGAUGGGACUUCCAUAGCAGUUAAACGACUUUCAAAGAAAUCAAAGCAAGGAAGCCGUGAGUUUGUAAAUGAAGUUGGUACUAUUUCAGCUCUGAAGCAUCCACACCUUGUCAAAUUAAAGGGAUGUUGUGCAGAACACAACCAACUUCUACUUGUCUACGAGUAUAUGGAAAAUAAUUCCCUUGAACAUGCAUUAUUUGGUUCAGAGGAACUCCGAUUGAGACUAAAUUGGAAGACCCGGGUUAAAAUUUGUUUGGGCAUAGCAAAAGGUCUUGCUUUUCUCCAUGAAGAUUCACAUCUGAAAAUUGUCCAUACAGAUAUUAAGCCAAAAAAAAUUCUUUUAGACAAGGAUUUCAAUGCAAAGAUAUCUGAUUUUGGUUUUGCUAAACUUUAUGACGAGGGAAAGGCACGUGUUACCACCCAAGUAGUUGGAACUACGAUAUAUAUGGCACCUGAGUAUGCCGCCCAUGGUCACUUAACAACUAAAGCAGACGUUUUCAGCUUUGGAGUAGUCACACUUCAAAUUGUCAGUGGGAAGGAGAUUGUAAUUUCCAUAUCGGAUGGUCAAAGUGCCUACCUCAUAGACCGCGCUUAUGUUUUGCAAAGGGAGGAAAAUCUUGUAGAACUAGUUGACACAGCCUUGGAACUCGACUACAACUCUAGGAAACAAGCUGUGGCAAUAUUGGAUUUAGCAAUGAUGUGCAUUAACCCAUCCCAUACACUCAGGCCCAAUAUGUCUCAAGUUGUGAAAAUCCUUGAAGGUAAGAGUAAGAUAAGCCUCUUUCAAUCCCCUCAAUCCGGGAGCACUUCACAGGAAGGAGCAUCAGACACUACUCAAUCUUAUUCUGUCGGAAAGGAAAUUGUAGAAUCCAUUGUAUCUCCCAAUUAUACUAUUGAGACGAUCACCGAACAGAUGGGGAUAUCAGAAAAAGGAGACAUCUUAGCUUCUGAAUGAUGGUUAUGUUGACAAAUAAACUCCAUGUUUUAUUUUUGUUUUGGGAGUUACGUAUUUUGCAUUAUGUUCAUUCGUGUGUUUUGUGUUGAUUGUGUGUAAAGUAAUGGAUGAGUGAUUUUGACAUUGUCAUUGGUUCUGGGUAUAGUAAUGAAAGUGGGAUGUUAAUGUAACGUUGUUUUUCGUCUUGUAUAUUUUAUAUAAUCUAGCCAAUUUGGUGUGAUUGAAUGGAAGGGUUCUAG